UAAAUAUCUAUUAUAAAUACGGAAUCCUUACACUACUCCUUAAGUCUCUUUUCCGUUGCUGACUCAAAUCUCCCCAACUCCGAGAAAAUCUCCAAAUUCCCAAGUUUGUUUCUUUAUCGCUCAAUUCCUCACAAUUCAUCAUCAAUUUCCAAAAAAAAAAAUAUUAACCGUUUUCUUGGUGAGAUCACACUAAAGACAUCAAAACAGAAGCUGAAAUCUUGAGAUCUUUACAUCAUCAUCAAAUGGCGUCGUCCGGCCUGACACGAUCGGGAAGUGCGCCGCAAUUCCACCUAGACGAGAAGUGGAAGCUGACGAAGAAAGACGGAUUCUACGGCGGCGCGUCGAGGAUCACGCGCUCCUCGUCGACAUCUUCUUUCUCCAUCAGCGGCGGCAAGAAGACGCAGAAACAGGGGAGAUGCGCUUUUACGAGGAAGUGUGCGAGAUUGGUCAAAGAACAGAGAGCUCGCUUCUACAUCAUGCGUCGUUGCGUAAUCAUGCUUAUUUGCUGGAGAGAUAAUUACUCCGAUUCGUAAAAUCAAUCACAAACCUCUCUCUCUCUCUCUCUGUUUCUUUAUCUCUCUUUCCUCUGUUUUUUUCUUUCUCUGUUCUGAAACCGAAGUAGAUAGACAUACGUGUACAUAAAGGGUUCUUUGGUUUCUGCUUCUUUAGAUGAGUUUUAGUUUUGUAAUUUUUAUGUUUGAUCAUAUGGUUUCUGGAAAGAGAGGCUCUGCAUAAAGAUCAGCUUCAAUGUUGCUUCAAUCAGGAAAACCAAAAAAAAAACAGAAAAUUGUAAAAUAAGUUAAUAUAAAAUAGUAUUUAGAUUCGUCUUUCGACUU
Eutrema salsugineum is the source of this 836-nucleotide messenger RNA. RefSeq lists its product as uncharacterized. The transcript has a single exon. Bases 243 to 533 code for a protein of 96 amino acids. The record is from RefSeq and is a predicted model, not a curated record. Gene Ontology annotation, biological process: negative regulation of cell population proliferation. NCBI's taxonomy places the organism in Eukaryota, Viridiplantae, Streptophyta, Magnoliopsida, Brassicales, Brassicaceae.